CUUUUAAUGCUUGUCUUCCUCCUACAGGCUGCGCUGCUAUUUAUGUCGUCGCUCCCCCCACUAGCUGCGGUGACGAGUGCCCCAGCCUGAGGCUGCGCAGUUCUUCCGCUAGCUCUCUCUCUCUCUCUUCUCCACAGGUACGUGCUACUUAUUGUGCUUCGAUCUCCUCCUCCUUGAUAUUUCCAUCUCUCUAUUCAAUUUCUUCUCACUCCUACUACGAGACACUUGAUAGGAAGAGAAAGAUCUGGUCUUGCAUUGCACUGCGUGAUGGCUUCUGGCCCGGCUCCGAUCCCUUCCGGAGCGUGGCUGCCCCACGCGGCAGCGCUGGUGACGCUGGUGCUGGCUCUUGCGGCGGUGCCGUCAGCUUGGGCGGACAAUGUGGACAUGGUGUUCCUCAAAAGCGCAGUCGCCAAAGGAGCAGUGUGCCUGGACGGGACUCCCCCGGUCUACCACUUCUCCCCUGGCUCCGGCUCUGGCGCCAAUAACUGGGUGGUUCAUAUGGAGGGAGGAGGGUGGUGCAAGACCUCCGAGGAGUGCGCAAUCCGGAAGGGCAACUUCAGGGGCUCUUCCAAGUACAUGAAGCCACUCUCCUUUUCUGGGAUAUUAGGGGGCAGCCAGAAAUACAAUCCUGAUUUCUACAACUGGAACAGAGUGAAGGUCAGAUACUGCGAUGGUUCAUCAUUUACCGGUGAUGUCGCGGCAGUAGAAUCUUCGACAAACCUGCAUUACAGAGGGGCAAGGGUUUGGAAUGCCAUCAUCGAAGAUCUACUCCAGAAGGGGAUGAGCAAGGCACAGAAUGCUCUUCUUUCUGGAUGUUCAGCCGGAGGUCUAGCAGCAAUACUGCAUUGUGACAAAUUCAGUGAUCUGCUUCCAGCAUCGGCAAAAGUCAAGUGCUUUUCAGAUGCUGGUUAUUUUUUUGAUGGGACAGAUAUCACCGGCAACAAAUAUGUCAGAAAGGUCUAUAAGGAUAUUGUAAACCUACAUGAAUCAGCUAAAAAUUUGCCAUCUUCAUGUACAUCGACGCAAUCACCUGAGCUGUGCUUCUUCCCGCAGUAUGUCAUCCCAACAUUGCGCACACCGCUAUUCAUACUUAACGCAGCGUAUGACUCAUGGCAGAUCAGGAACAUACUAGCACCUAGCGCUGCUGAUAAAAGCAAGGCCUGGGCCAAAUGCAAGCUUGACAUAAAGAACUGCUCCUCCAGCCAACUCGUGACCAUGCAGAAUUUCAGGAAAGAGUAUCUGGCAGCGCUUCCUCAACCGGGGCAGUCUCGUUCUCUAGGCAUGUUCAUCGACUCAUGCUUUGCUCACUGUCAAUCUGGAGCACAAGACUCAUGGCUUGCCGAAGGUUCCCCUUCCAUUCAGAAGACGCAAAUUGGCAAAGCAGUGGGGGACUGGUUCUUUGAACGGGCGGUAUCCCAGCGGAUUGAUUGCCCAUAUCCUUGCAACCAGACCUGCAAGGACAAUGAAGAUGAUUGAGCAAUUGUAUCUGGAUAUCAGUUAGAUGCUUUUUUUUUGUCGUGCAGGGGAAACGGGGAUUAGAUCACAUCCAUAGCUACAAGUAGAAUAGGUCAUUCUACAUAAAUAGUUACUUGCACAUCCUACGUUUGUGGAUUUUUAUUGGUACUGAGAAUAAAAAAGAGGAAAUUUGGUUUAA
This is a messenger RNA of Lolium perenne, 1654 nucleotides long. NCBI's taxonomy places the organism in Eukaryota, Viridiplantae, Streptophyta, Magnoliopsida, Poales, Poaceae. The record is from RefSeq and is a predicted model, not a curated record.